AUGACUUUUUUUAAAAGGAAAACAAAAUAUUGAAAUGUUCUGAUAAAUAGUUUUAUUUUUAAUACUUUUUUUAUUAUAUAAAAAAUGAAGAAAUUUGCGCUGGCGAAGAAUCAGAUAACAAAGCGGGCAGUUCGACUCCACCACCGCCGCCGCCACAACUGUAAUGAGUGCUUUGCUAAUGUAAAAACAAUCCCUUUUUUUCCUACCUAAAAAGAGCCCAGUAUUAAAAAUGCCAUAAAUUUCCAUUAAAUAAGAAAAGAAAAAUGUCGUCCUUGACCAGCAUCCCGUUUCAAAAAUUGUUGGCUGCAUCCGCUGCAGCUGCUUCUUCUUCUUCUUCAUCGAUUUCUCCGCUCAAAUCUCUCCUUUUAAAGCCCACUUCUUGUAGAGCCCUUUUCCAUCCCAAACCCAACGCCGCCGCUACCCCUUUCGGCCUCCGUUUCGCCGCUUCAUUCACCGCCGCUACCUCAACCAUGGGUGACGUCGCCGCCGCCGAUUCCGCCAUGGACGCCGUCCAGAGGCGCCUCAUGUUUGAAGACGAAUGCAUAUUGGUUGAUGAGAAUGAUCACGUUGUUGGCCAUGAAUCCAAGUACAAUUGUCAUCUGAUGGAAAAGAUUGAGGCUCUAAAUCUGUUGCACAGAGCUUUCAGUGUCUUCCUGUUUAACUCAAAAUACGAGUUAUUGCUUCAGCAACGAUCCACAACUAAGGUUACUUUUCCAUUGGUGUGGACAAACACUUGCUGCAGUCAUCCACUAUACCGAGAUUCUGAGCUUAUUGAAGAGAAUGCUCUUGGUGUGAGGAAUGCUGCUCAGAGGAAGCUGUUGGAUGAACUCGGCAUCCCUGCUGAAGAUGUCCCAGUCGAUCAGUUUGUUCCUUUGGGGCGUAUGCUGUACAAGGCCCCGUCAGAUGGAAAAUGGGGAGAGCAUGAAUUGGAUUAUCUCCUAUUCAUUGUCCGGGAUGUGAGCGUGCAUCCAAAUCCAGAUGAAGUGCACGAUGUGAAAUAUGUGAACCGGGAGGAGCUGAAAGAGCUUCUACGUAAGGCAGAUGCCGGAGAGGGGGGCUUGAAGCUAUCGCCGUGGUUCAGAUUAGUGGUGGACAACUUCUUGUUCAAGUGGUGGGACCACGUCGAGAAAGGGACGAUAAAGGAAGCUGUUGACAUGAAGACAAUUCACAAGCUGACUUAGAAAUGAAGUAGUAGUAAUGUCUGAUUUCAUUUCAACUUGUGUCAUUUUAUCAUAUUCAGUUGUUUGAAACUGAUCAAACUUGGUUGCCAAAUAGGGGUGUUGUUGACGCCGGUAAGUUUGAAUUGUGUUGCAAGUUCAAUUUGCUCUUGUUGGUGAAUUUUGGCAGGCCUUCUAAGUUUAGGUAUAUCUCCUUGUCUUUGUUUGAUGUGGUCAGUUUUUGUUGUGGCUUUGAAAUAAAAUUUAUUGUUAUCUGUCGAAGGAUUAUACUGAUAAA
Messenger RNA from Salvia miltiorrhiza (redroot sage), 1455 nucleotides. RefSeq names its product isopentenyl-diphosphate Delta-isomerase I. The record is from RefSeq and is a predicted model, not a curated record. Bases 264 to 1181 code for a protein of 305 amino acids. Gene Ontology annotation, molecular function: isopentenyl-diphosphate delta-isomerase activity. The transcript has 6 exons. Gene Ontology annotation, biological process: isoprenoid biosynthetic process; isopentenyl diphosphate biosynthetic process. Gene Ontology annotation, cellular component: cytoplasm. NCBI's taxonomy places the organism in Eukaryota, Viridiplantae, Streptophyta, Magnoliopsida, Lamiales, Lamiaceae.